AUGUUGCGACAGAUAACCUAUUCGACCACCCGGUUUGGCAUUUACGAGGAGCUAAAGUCCCGCUUCUCGACUCCCGAUUCACCUCCCGGUCUAUUAGCCUUGGUUGGAAUUGCAUGUGCUUCGGGCUUUAUCGGCGGGAUCGCUGGGAACCCAGCCGACGUUCUGAACGUGCGCAUGCAGUCUGAUGCUGCACUUCCCCCAGACCAACGACGUAACUACCGACACGCGUUCCACGGCUUGGUUCAGAUGACUCGUACAGAAGGUCCCGCCAGUCUUUUCCGCGGAGUGUGGCCCAACUCGACUCGGGCCGUGCUGAUGACAGCAUCGCAAUUGGCGUCGUACGAUACCUUCAAGCGCAUCUGCAUCCAGAAACUUGGAAUGUCCGAUAACCUGGGAACGCACUUCUCCGCUUCCUUGAUGGCCGGGUUUGUCGCCACAACCGUCUGCAGUCCCGUGGACGUGAUCAAGACCCGCGUGAUGAGUGCUACCCCAGCAGAGAGCCGUGGACACAGUCUCCUGGGUCUUUUACGCGAUAUCUAUUGCAAGGAGGGAUUUACCUGGGCCUUCCGCGGUUGGGUUCCUAGCUUUAUUCGUCUAGGUCCUCAUACCAUCGCUACGUUUAUCUUCUUGGAAGAGCAUAAGAAACUCUACCGUUUUUUGAAGGGAAUCCCUGAGGAAAAGUGCAAAGCAUAG
This is a messenger RNA of Aspergillus tanneri, 693 nucleotides long. Its product is annotated as putative mitochondrial dicarboxylate carrier. Bases 1 to 693 code for a protein of 230 amino acids. The record is from RefSeq and is a predicted model, not a curated record. Gene Ontology annotation, biological process: thiosulfate transport; oxaloacetate transport; phosphate ion transmembrane transport. The transcript has a single exon. NCBI's taxonomy places the organism in Eukaryota, Fungi, Ascomycota, Eurotiomycetes, Eurotiales, Aspergillaceae. Gene Ontology annotation, molecular function: sulfate transmembrane transporter activity; succinate transmembrane transporter activity; malate transmembrane transporter activity.